AUGUCAUUAAAUAAAAAUGCAAAAAUACCAAAAAAGUUUGGCUCUAAAGCAGAAAACGUUUCUAAGAGAACAGUGCAGUCUCAUCAAGAAAAUAAUAGAAAAAAACCAAAAAUAUUUGAUCUUAAACCAUUUGAAGAGGAAGAUCAUGGGUUUGUAUUUGUUAGAAAACGAAAGCUUGACGAGUUUGUCAAUAAACAAUCCCAAACUCAACUUUCCGAGAAAAAUCAUAAUGUGGAAACACAAUCAAAAGUGUCAAAGUAUAACUAUGGACAUUUUACCCAAGGUGAAAACUCAAAUUCAUCCAAUCAAUCACAUGAAAUUCAAACUUUUAAGCAAAUUAUGGAUUUAGAAGAAGAAAACGAAGAAAUUUCUAGUGUGGAAGAUAGUAUCAACAGUUCACCUGUAAAUAUGGAGCACACAGUUACUUUUACACUACCAUAUGAAUCUUUGGAGUUUGUUAGACCUAGAGAUUCCCUAGAAAAAAAUCGAAGAACAAGCGAAAAAAGAGGGAAGAGGAGAGCAUCGUCUGUCCGAGAUGGAUUUUUAGAUUUCUAUCGUCAUAUUCAACCUGAAUUGCCUAAUCCGGUAAGAUUGAAACAGCUUUUAAUGUGGUGCGCACAAAGAACUCUUGGAACUCAAAAACAUGAAAAUGAAAAGGUUUUAAACAUAGUAAAGAAAGUUCAAAAAGAUGUAAUAAGAGAUUUGUCUGAAAACAUAAUUAGUACAUCUUGGUUGAAUAAGGAAGAAGCAGAAUGGGAUAGAUUAGUUUCAGAAUUGAAUUCUCUUUAUGAUUCAGUUUCAAACUCCGAUCAGAACCCUUCAGAUUACAACAAUGUAAUGCUUGAUGAAAUAGACUUUACUAUAUUACCAGAACAGCAAUUAAAAUUUUUAAAAGAUGAUGAUCCAAGUGAGAAAAAACAAUUGGAGUUUUUGGAGGAAAUGUCUAAAUCAUUGGAAAUUAAU
Molecule: messenger RNA, 963 nt
Organism: Entrophospora candida
Lineage: Eukaryota; Fungi; Glomeromycota; Glomeromycetes; Entrophosporales; Entrophosporaceae
Source: the annotation of a GenBank genome assembly